Molecule: messenger RNA, 1152 nt
Organism: Fulvia fulva
Lineage: Eukaryota; Fungi; Ascomycota; Dothideomycetes; Mycosphaerellales; Mycosphaerellaceae
Exons: 1
Coding region: 1-1152 (383 amino acids)
Source: RefSeq, a predicted model, not a curated record
AUGAGCGCAACCAACCUGCAAGCGCUUCUGCGCUUCCUGUCUCAAGAUGCCAAAGUGCCUCUUGCCACAGCGAUGGCCAAGAUCAAAGGGCUUCAAACAGCCAACCUGGACUCAACAGACAAGCUAGCCAAGGCCAAGCCAGCAGACCUCAGACCACUGUUCGAAGAUGAGAAGGUCACAAAGCAGAUCAUCGCCGCUGCCAAGCGCGUUACGAAGAAACGAGCAGCCGGAGACGACACCGUAGCUCCUCCAAAGAAGAAGCAACGCAAUGAAAGUCUGUUCUCGAAUGAGCCUGUAGCACCUGCGGAUCUGGAGAAGUCGCUGGAAUUGCCGUACAGUACACUUAGCGAGCUGGAGCUUUCGCAAACUGCCUUGUUCACCAACCGUGCUCCGCUCGUGCUGGCGUUCCUGGUUGUCUUGCUGAAGCGCACUAUGCCGGAGCAGCCGUUGUCGAGCAGACUCAGCUUGGCGCAAGCUUAUGUCAGCGUCACUAGUAGAUCACGAGCUGUGUAUUUGGGUAUUGAGACCGGCAAGUGUGCAGAGGAGGAAGGCUUCGGAGAAGGUCAGCCGGUCGUCAAUGUCGGUGGCAAGGAGAUCAAGGUGAUCAGGCGAUGGGGCUAUGAGUGGAAGCAGGACGAUAAAUCGGCGAGGUUGAAAGCUGAGGCGGAGGUGAAAAGUGAAGAUGCUCCAGACGAUGCAGAGCCCACCACGACCGCCGAAGAUGUGGAAGAAGAGAAGCCCGCUCUCUGGGCUCUCGACCUCGAAAGUCUGAAGAAGUCGAACAGUGACAAGCAACCAGCGACUACUUCCAAGAUCGGCAACCAUAGCGACUUGCCGGUGUACACGCCACAAUCAGCUCGAGCCUAUAUCAUGAAGGCAUUCGAUACUGCUCCAGCAGAUGGCGAAGCACCGAAGAAAUCUUCAGCCGGUGCGAAGGCUGCCGAGAAGGAGCAGAAUUCAGGGAAGCUUCUACGAGCUUUGGACCUGCUGUACGACGCAUGGGCAGACAAAUUAAGUGCCGAAGAGCUCGAUCAACGGACGUGGUCCUGGUAUGUCAAGGUUCGGCCAUCAGUCGACGAUGGCGUCGCUGGCUGGGGCGGCAAGAAUAUGCUCAAGCUUGCCGACAUACUUGCUCUGAGGCCUGAGGCUUGA